This is a messenger RNA of Hylaeus volcanicus, 1457 nucleotides long. RefSeq names its product UDP-glucose 4-epimerase-like. The record is from RefSeq and is a predicted model, not a curated record. Gene Ontology annotation, biological process: beta-D-galactose catabolic process via UDP-galactose, Leloir pathway. Gene Ontology annotation, molecular function: UDP-glucose 4-epimerase activity. NCBI's taxonomy places the organism in Eukaryota, Metazoa, Arthropoda, Insecta, Hymenoptera, Colletidae. Bases 279 to 1370 code for a protein of 363 amino acids. The transcript has 7 exons. Gene Ontology annotation, cellular component: cytosol.
AGAGAGAACUGGGUAUCUGUGUGAAAGGAAGAACUUAUUGCAGCAGAAAGCAAGGACUCUGAGAGGGUCGAAGUAUAUGGUGUGCGUGACACCACAACGAUACGACGACGGUGUCGUAGAAGAGGGGAUGUCUUGCGUUCCACGAAUAUACUAAACUCUACUUUCCUAUACCAGAAGACAACACAGUCGGGACGUAGUCCUGUGAUUACGCGGCGCAUCCUCGGAUCCUUCGGUAUUGGCUUGUAUUCGCUACUCCUAAUCCUGCGCUAUCGAGAAACAUGACAGAUUGGAAAACCAUUUUUGUAACGGGAGGAGCCGGUUACAUUGGCAGCCACUGCAUCGUCGAACUCUUGGAGAGCGGAUACGAUGUCGUAGCCAUAGAUAAUUUUGCUAACAGCGUAAUCGAGGGUAGCGGCGAAUCUGCGGCUCUUAAAAGAGUCGAGCAAAUAACAGGGAAGAAAGUUCCUUUCUAUAAUUGCGAUCUCGUCGAUCGUGAUAAACUCGAAGCUGUGUUUAAUAAGCACAAAAUAGAUUGCGUGAUUCAUUUCGCCGCGAUAAAGGCCGUCGGUGAAUCGAUGCAGGUCCCUCUUCAUUAUUACAGAAAUAAUAUUAUCGGUGCUAUCAAUUUACUAGAGGUAAUGAAAGCUGCUGGAUGUUUCCAACUAGUUUUUAGCAGUUCUUGUACAGUUUACGGGGAACCGAACGAACUUCCGAUCACAGAGAACCACCCGACGGGCAAUAUCACGAACGUGUACGGUAGAACCAAGUACUUCAUCGAGGAAAUGCUUAAAGAUAUAUCCAGAGCCGAAAAGAAUUGGAACAUCAUUUCUUUAAGAUAUUUCAAUCCAGUAGGUGCUCAUUCUAGCGGCUUAAUCGGAGAAGAUCCCACGAAGCCUUUUACGAAUUUAAUGCCUUAUAUAGCACAAGUAGCCUUAAGGCAUAAACCUGAACUCGUUAUUUACGGAGGCGAUUAUCCUACGAAAGACGGUACAGGUGUACGCGAUUAUAUUCACGUUAUGGAUUUGGCGGCUGGUCACGUGGCAGCGUUAAAUGCCUUGCACAAGCGACAUUUGAGGCUAAAAAUUUAUAAUUUAGGUACUGGAAAGGGCGUAUCUGUACUCGAAUUGAUCAAAACUUUCGAGACUAUAACGGGAACGACGGUACCGUACGUUAUCAAAGAUAGACGAGAGGGUGACAUAGUGUCGAUGUACGCUAACACGGAUUUAGCGGAAAAAGAGUUAGGAUGGAAGACCAAACAUAACGUUGAACAAAUGUGCGAAGAUUUUUGGAGGUGGCAAACAAUGAACCCGCAUGGUUAUCGUGCUGUCAUAAAAAAUGGUGUUAGCGACCACGUAAAUGGGACUUCAUAAUGAUAUUAUUUAACUGCCAUUGAGGCAUGACUAGUUUAUAAGAAUAAUAAAAAAAAAAAAAAUACAGUAUUUCUGAAACAAUUGUUA